Pelagomonas calceolata is the source of this 1579-nucleotide messenger RNA. Lineage: Eukaryota; Pelagophyceae; Pelagomonadales; Pelagomonadaceae. The record is from the annotation of a GenBank genome assembly.
AGCAUUUUUCGCAUCCGCGUUUUGGGGCAAGGCUAGGCUAGGCAUGCGCAAACCAGCUGCAAGACGCUGCCCCCGCGCAAAAUAAAUCGUAUGCUGGGGCAGCUCUUAUGGUAUGCAUCAGUGGCAGUGGCUGCUGCUGCUGCCCGCAGCCCCGGGCGCGAACUCUACGAGCAGUUAGAAUAUGUAAAUAGUGGCGGCGGCGAGUGCUUCGUGUCUCAGGAGACCGCGGACCUACCGGCGUGUAGCGCCGUCGUGUGCUCGGGAUUGAUGGCGGCGGCGCUGCCCGUCGGGUGGCUGAAGACGCUCGGCGACAUAUUCGGGGAGGUGCGAUGCGUCGCGCGGCCGCCGCGCGGCAAGAAGUGCGCCUGCAAAGCCGCGGCCGCGACGCGGUCUUUGAAAGACCAGGUCAGCGCGACGUCAUACGUUUUCCACGGCGACAGCACGACGCGCAACAUGCAGGAACCGUUCGCGGACAUGGCUAUCCUGGCAGCAUCUGGCGCGAGAGGAGAAAAAUACUGGCUCGACCAAGUCGUGAAGGCGAGCCGGCGCGCCCUCGCCGCCGCGAGGCUCGGUAACCGCGCGGCGCUCGCGCAAAUGUACCCGGGCGACAGCCGGGUGGCGACCCAUUUGCGUCAGAUGGACACCGGCCGCAACAAAGAGUUGGAAGCUCUCGUGAAGGCGGCGAAGGAACGUGUCGUCGAGCGGCCGUGGGAAGACCCGAAGUCGACGUUGUACCACAACGGGCCGAACCCGCGGCUCUCGAUACUCCGUUCGCUCCGGGCGUCGAACGCCUACGACGAUGCGACGUACAAAGGGCUCCGCUACGCCCGGAUCGAUUCCUUCAACCACGAGUCCGUCCAGGGCUUUCCGGUGUGGGACGGCGAGGAGGACGUGCGGCGGGCCUGGGUCGUCAACUACGGGUUGCACGCGUUCCACGCGUGGCCGAGUCGCGAUCUGGAGCCGGAGGAUGCGAAUUACGUCGGGGACCUGAUUGACACCUUCCAUAAAAUACUCCGCGACGCCCUGAAGCGAGGCGUGCUGGAGAGCACCAUAUUGGUCUGGCGACAUACGAGCUUCGUCUGUAGGAAGAACGUGCGAGGGCGCUGGAACGCUGCCCUCCUUUCGCUCGAGGCGGAGCCGCGAUUGGCCGUCGCGCCGAUCGCGCGCGAGUGCAUCGAAGCGCGCCGGGCCAACUUUUCGUCCGUGACGCCGAAGAAAUGGGGCGUGCUGGGCGUCGAGGACUUCUGCGUGAACGGCACCAUGGACGCCUACGGCACGCGCUGGCUCAACGGCGUGGCGUCUCGGGCCGUGACGCGAUUGAACGCGUGCUACCUCGCCGGCGAGAGCGAGGACGGCUUCCCGUGCCCGUCCGACGUGCGCGGCCUCGCCGCGCGGUUCCCGAAAUGGCGCCUACCCGGCGUCCGCAUCCUGCGCGGCGACGCGAUCUCGGAGGCGUUCUGCGGGGCCGUGGACGGGGACGGCAUCCACGCGCCGCAGAGCUGGGUGCUGCUGGCGCGCUGCCUGCACGCGCUCGCCGCGCCGGGCAGGGACUAGUCGCCCUAAGAAAUAUGUAGCGUGA